Molecule: messenger RNA, 1883 nt
Organism: Amborella trichopoda
Lineage: Eukaryota; Viridiplantae; Streptophyta; Magnoliopsida; Amborellales; Amborellaceae
Product: beta-glucosidase 22
Biological process (GO): carbohydrate metabolic process
Molecular function (GO): beta-glucosidase activity
Source: RefSeq, a predicted model, not a curated record
UCGUCACGUCACUGGCUCGUUUCCACAUGAAAGAUCGUUCUUGCAAGGCAGGGUCCCACUAGAGUUAAAGAGUAUAAACAUAGACGAUCACCCACUAAUGCUCUCUCAGUGCACAUCUGAUUAGAGAUUGAGCGAGAUUAUGGUGAUGCUGAUGGGUUUGAACUCUUUAUUCCUUCUGCUAAAUUUAGCAGCAGUGACCCAUAAUAGUUUAGGAGAAGAAGUUCCUCAUAAAUUUAGCAGGGAUGACUUCCCACCAGGAUUCAUCUUUGGAGCAGGAACUUCGGCUUAUCAGGUUGAAGGGGCAGCAGCAGAGGAUGGUAGAAAACCAAGCAUUUGGGACGUGUUCACUCAUGCUGGGAAGAUGCCAAAUAAGAGCACAGGAGAUGUAGCAGCAGACCAAUAUCACAAAUACAAGGGAAAUUUCAGUAGGGACUGGGUGAAAUUUAAGGGAUCAUUCCUUAUGGAAGAUGUGAAGCUUGCACAUGAUAUUGGCCUAGAUGCCUACAGAUUCUCCAUCUCAUGGUCAAGGCUUCUCCCAGAUGGAAGGGGAGCAGUCAAUCCAAAGGGCCUAAUGUAUUACAACAAUCUUAUCAAUGAACUCAUUAGCCAUGGAAUCCAACCACAUGUGACCCUUCAGCAUUUGGAUCCUCCUCAAGCACUAGAGGAUGAAUACAAAGGAUGGCUAAGUCCCAGGAUAAUAGAUGAUUUCAAGGGAUAUGCAGAAGUGUGUUUUAGAGAAUUUGGGGAUAGAGUGAGGCAUUGGUCCACUAUCAAUGAGCCUAAUAUGUUUCCUUUAGGUUCUUAUGAUUUGGGAUUUUGGCCACCUCAACGAUGUUCUAACCCCUUUGGAUUGAUAAACUGUACGGUGGGCAACUCCUCUACUGAACCCUACAUCGUUACCCACAAUGAAUUGUUGGCCCAUGCAGCAGCUGCAAGACUUUACAAGGACAAGUACCAGGCUACACAAGGUGGAUCAAUCGGAAUAUCGAUAUAUUGCUUUUGGUAUGUCCCAUACACAAACUCGUCAUCGGACGUUGCCGCCACACAAAGAGCACUUGAUUUCAAUAGUGGCUGGAUUUUGAGACCCUUAGUCUCUGGGGACUACCCAGAGACCAUGAAAGAGAUGGUUGGAUCAAGGUUGCCAUCUUUCACAAAAGAAGAAAGCGAGGUAGUCAAGGCCUCAUUUGACUAUAUCGGACUCGUUCACUAUACGACUAUGUAUGUAUCCGAUGACCAAAGCCGUCGGAAAACAGGACUGAGGGACUACCAAGCCGAUGUGUCUGUCAAAUUUUCAGUGGAGAAGGAUGGCGUGCCAAUAAAUGAGUUACCUGGUGCAACUCCCGUUGUUCCGUGGGGCCUACAAGGAAUAUUGGAGUAUAUUAAGCAAACUUACAACAACCCUCCAAUUUUUAUACAUGAAAAUGGUUACGGGAGUCGAAAUCAAGAAUCUAUGCCCCUUUCAAAGGCCUUGAAUGAUGCUUCUAGAGUAAGCUACUUGGAUGGCUAUCUUAGGAGCCUUCUAAAUGCAAUAAGGGACGGUUCUAACACCAAAGGGUAUUUCGUAUGGUCCCUUUUGGAUUGUUUUGAAGUUCUUAAUGGUUACGAGUCCCGCUUUGGUCUCUAUCAUGUGGACUUCAAGGACCAGGACUUAAGGAGAUAUCCCAAGCUCUCUGCGCAUUGGUAUUCCAAUUUCCUCAAAAGUAACCCCAACAACAAACACCUUGAAUCUACUUCAUUUGCAAAGUAUCACUCGACAGUGUAGCUCCUAUAUUUUCAUGUUAAAUGUUAAUGGAGUGCGUUGCUUCAUUUUAUUAUUGAAUUGAGAGAGAUCCGUCUCCUUUUGGAACAUCAUUAUGCAAUUAAGUGCUCAUUUUUUAUCAAAA